Molecule: messenger RNA, 1042 nt
Organism: Salvia miltiorrhiza (redroot sage)
Lineage: Eukaryota; Viridiplantae; Streptophyta; Magnoliopsida; Lamiales; Lamiaceae
Product: paired amphipathic helix protein Sin3-like 3
Exons: 2
Coding region: 44-1042 (332 amino acids)
Biological process (GO): negative regulation of transcription by RNA polymerase II
Cellular component (GO): histone deacetylase complex; chromatin
Molecular function (GO): transcription corepressor activity
Source: RefSeq, a predicted model, not a curated record
AGCACGUAUAGACAUACAUCAAAUUACACCAUCGAUCAAAGCCAUGGCUCCUCUCCUCUCCACCGCCCUACAAUACAUACGCGAAGUUAAGUCCACCACCGCCGCCGCGGACGACGGCGGCCAAAUCUACGGCGAAUUUCUCCAAACCCUAAAGCAAUACCGCAAAAGAAACUUGGAUUCUUCCAUCGUGACUUCCACCGUUCAAACACUCUUCCGCAGCCACCCCAACCUGCUCGAUGGUUUCAACCUUUACGCUCCCGCCGCCGCGGCUGCCGCGGCAACCGCGGCGGCGGGGGAGAAUUCCGGCCGCGAGUUCCUGAACCGGGUCCGCCUGAGGUCCUGCGCCGACUUCCUGAACCGGGCCGGGGCCCGGUUCGACGGCGGUGGGGCCUACCGUAAGUUCUUGGAGUGCAUGCAUGCAUACUCACGUGGAGAAAUCGCCGCCGAAGCCGUCGCCGACGAGGUCGCCGGAAUUUUUGGCAGGAACAACGGCGAUCUCGUCCGCGAGUUCGCGCGUUUCCUGCCGGAACAGAAACUGCAGACACAGCCCGCCUCUGCUGGCGAGGAAGAGGCGUCGAGGAAGAGAAAGAGGGAGAUCGCCGGGACCGACAAACCAGGGACGAAGAAGCGGAGAGAUCCGAUCUCUUUCGCCGUGCCGGCGUGGCGGGGGAGGGAGCAGCGCGGGAGCGAUGAAGAGGAGGCCGCGAAGAGAGACUAUGAGAUGGAGGAUUCGCUGUUUGAGAUUGAUGUGAGGAUCGGGAGAUUGACAUCGGCUGGAAUCAGCGCCGCGAAUCUCCACCGCGGCAUCUCCGACGGCGGCGUGCCUCCGGCCGGAAUCCGGAUCGACGAGCAUUUCACGGUGCUGGAUUUGAUCUGCAUCAGAAGUGUGGGGAGGAAGCUUCCAGAUUAUGCUUAUCAUUGUCGCGAUCUGGUGCCUGUGUUGGUUGAGCUCGUGGAGGUUUUGGGGGAGAAGAAGCUGGAAUUGUUGGGAGAGAGAGAAAAGAUUGGGCAGAAAUGGAAGAGAAUUAGGCAAUCUCAAUAA